This is a messenger RNA of Fusarium coffeatum, 3513 nucleotides long. RefSeq lists its product as uncharacterized. Gene Ontology annotation, biological process: nucleoside metabolic process. The transcript has a single exon. The record is from RefSeq and is a predicted model, not a curated record. Bases 1 to 3513 code for a protein of 1170 amino acids. NCBI's taxonomy places the organism in Eukaryota, Fungi, Ascomycota, Sordariomycetes, Hypocreales, Nectriaceae. Gene Ontology annotation, molecular function: catalytic activity.
AUGGAACUGCCCGAUAGACAACAGUGUCGAAUCUUUGUGGUAGCUCCUGUGAAGGGAGACUACAAGACUGCCGAGCUGCUAUUGCAUGAGAAAUACUAUGAACACGCACUCAACUCCUCAGGAGCAACAUGUCUUGUCGGCAGGAUUGGUUCACAUUACAUCGUCUUGGCCGGCAAUAGCGAGGACAUACUCGACAUCGCAGCGUUUACCAACGACACGGUCAACGAUAUACUGAAACAGUUCCCCUCAAUCAAAGCCGGCUUCUUGAUAGGAGUCGACGGAAUAGCGCCAGCGGCCGGGAUUGCCAGGACAGGCGAUGUCGUUGUCGGAACACCGCAAGGUAUUGAACCAGGAGUGGUCCAAUUUGAUGGUUCCCAAACAGCACAGCUUAAUCGCCUUUCUGUCACCCACCAAAUGGCAAGGCCACCCACCGCAGUCCUUUCUGUUGUCGAAGAUCUAAAGUCCUGGCUGGGCCGUCUGGAAUGCCAAGAGCAAUUUUUCAAAAAGUCAAUGACCGUCUACAAUGCUGAAACCGAGCAACAGAACUUGAGUUGGAGUAACUCCGUCAAAAUCUUACAUGGCAAGGUUGCAUCUUGUAACCACGAAUCCCCGAAAGAUGAAACACUACAUAGAACUGGCUAUAAUAGCAAGGUUCUUUGUUUCGAAAGAGCGGCGGCCAAGUUGAACUUUCAACUACCAAUCUUGACUGUCUGUGGCGUGACGAAGAAACCAACUUCAUCCGAAGACACACCAAAGCAAAGAGCGGGAACAGCUGCUGUAACAUACGCACUAUUGGUGGCCAGCAAAAUAGAUCCCUCCCAGCUUGAGAAAGAGCACACUUUCACCGAUAUAUUCUCCUAUGAGCCGUUUGGACUUGAACGACCAGGCUUUCGUCUUAUGCAACUCCACCAAGGAACUCAGCCUUCAAUCCAGUGUAGCCUGUUUCAAGCUUAUCUCGACGAAGAGGCAAGUAUCAUGCCGUAUGAGGCACUUUCAUACGUUUGGGGAAGUCAGAAUACGCCUUGCGAGAUUACCGUGGAUGGGAAAACGCUGUGCAUCACGAUCAGUCUGUAUGACGCUCUGUGUCACUUGAGGCAGCCGCAUGAGGAUCGGAUACUCUGGGUCGAUGCUUUAUGUAUCGACCAGAGCAACAUCAAAGAGCGCAGCCACCAAGUUAAUCAUAUGGGCGAAAUCUAUCGGAAGUGUGAAAAUGUCAUCAUCUGGCUUGGCUACCUUAGCGGCAAUGCGGCUGAUCUAAAGACGGUGGUUGAUAGGUUUUCAAUGAAAUUGCCCUCUGAAGCCUUCCGAAAAUGGCCUCGGGGUGAUCAACGAUGGCGAGAUCAAUGGCAGCAAAUAAAAGAGAGCCUGGGCAUAACCGACAACAAAAGACUUCUCAAUGGUUUGAAAAUUUUCAUGGAGAAUCCUUGGUUCACAAGAGUCUGGGUGCUUCAGGAAGUUGCUAAUGCCAAGAGAGCUAUCGUUGAGUGCAAUCUAGGGAAGAUUUCUGCGAAGCUGUUCGCCCUGUUGCCCCAUAUAAUUGAUUCACCCGUCAGUGAGCAAUGUCAAGCUGUCCUGGACAUUAUGCCCAGUCCCUUGAAAACAACAACGUGGUGGAGUCAAGACCGAAACCUUUGCACGUUGCUGUGUAAGUUCAAAGGAAGUAAGGCUUCAGAUCCUCGCGAUAAGGUUUAUGCGUUACUUGGAAUGGCGUCCGACAUGGAAUUGAGCAGCAUCGAGCCCGACUACGCUAAAGAAGAGCAUGUGGUUGUGCAAGAGUUAUGUGUGUAUAUCUACGGAAGCCAGAAGCCAGCCAACACUUUUUCAACUACUUCGAUACGGGAAUUACAAUCUCAGCUUUCCACAAUAUCAGCCCGACUACUCACCGACAAGCUUGAACAGCACGUUACAACAGAUUGCCUUCUGAGAUUCCUCAGCCGCCAGGGCAUGGUGAAAGCCAUUCAUAAUGAUGUGUUCCAUCAACUACUUGAUCACGGAAGUUUCCCCACAAACGCCUACCUGGACAAGUGUGAAGGUCCCAUUCCCUUCAACCUCGACGUUGCCAAACGAACCUUGUCGGCCUUCCCUGAUGUAUUUGAUGUCUUCGAGCAAAGACACCAUAUCUCACCGGGCCUGACGAGGAAUAUUCUGUCAUGGAUGGCCCAGGCCCGUCACCAUGGUCUACGACCCUUUCUAGAACGUGCGAGGGGAGCAGUAGAUCCCGGGUCGGAGCUUGUUAUGAAUGUGAUGGCUUAUGGGCCGACCGAUCGCAUUUCACUUCUAAGAUCGGUCUUCGAGGCAUUUCGAGAGCCCAUGCAACUAGAUGAGAAUGUCUUCCUUCUUGCCAUUGGGGAGGACAAGACAACUCUCAAGCUCAUUCUUCAAAACUGCCAACAACCAAUUGUGAUCCCUAAGAAGGUUCUCGCUAAGGCUGCCUCGACUGACGUCGAAACUCUGCAGAUCAUUCUUGAGACUCCCAGAAACGCCGUCCACCUAGAAGAAGAAACGUUCGCCGCCGCAGCUUCACAGAGUCUCGCGACAGUUCGGUUUCUUCUCGAUCACUGUGAUAGGCCAGUAUUAAUCAGCAGGCAGUUCCUCCGUGACGCCAUCAGGAUUGGUACGGAUAUUCUUGAGCGGGUUCUUAAGAUGUCCUCUGAGAGUUCCACAAUGAUAGAUGGAAGCCUUCUUGCCUUGGCGGCCAAACAGGGGCCAAAGACACUCAGGAUCCUUCUUGAUCAUUGUCAUGAUCCCGGUCACAGAGUUAGCGAAGCUAUACAUAGCGCUGUGAAAUAUGACUCUCGCACUCUGAAGACACUUCUAGAGCUGUGCCCCUGCAAAGUUGAGUUAGACGAGGCCCUCUUUGUCUGCGCCGUGUCAAAGGGUCCGAAGGCACUUCGUCUUCUUUUCCAACACUGUAUCCUGCCUGUUAAUUUAACGGACAGGAUGCUAGAUAUUGCCAUUGCGAGCGGCAUAGCUAUACUAGAAGAAAUCUUUGAAGACUGGGCGUCCGAUAUCGAGACCUCGCCCGCUAUCAUAAAGAAAGCCACCAUGACUGGCACGCAAGCUCUAGAACACCUUAUCAACAAUGCGGAAAGUAAGCUUCAAAUCACUUAUGACAUCCUGGAGCAUUCAAAAGUAUCAGGACCGUCUCACCAAAUGCUUCUAGGGGUUCGAGCAUCAGAAAGAAAUAUCACUGAAGACGAGGCAAUUCGAGCAAUUCAAAGCGGUCCCGAAGGCUUCCUGGAAUUACUUAAUCGACAAGGGACUAACUUUAGACUCAACGAGAGGAUAUGUGAGAUUGCUAUACAGCACGACUAUGCACUUUAUUAUUUACCAAGGAAACGGCCGAGUGAAUGGCUCAUCUUUCGACCGAAAUCGGGUUCUUAUCAAUUGGUCAACUCUGAAGAGGAUGAUAGUCCUAUGAGGGCUAUCAGGGAAAGAAGAUUGUUCACAACCUGGGAAGACUCAUUGUUGGAAAGCAGAAAUGUCCAGGAACUAUUUCCUUUCGAGCUUUGA